Pelecanus crispus (Dalmatian pelican) is the source of this 2070-nucleotide messenger RNA. It is a transcript of the gene ENC1, whose product is annotated as ectodermal-neural cortex 1. Gene Ontology annotation, biological process: ubiquitin-dependent protein catabolic process. Gene Ontology annotation, molecular function: protein binding. The record is from RefSeq and is a predicted model, not a curated record. Gene Ontology annotation, cellular component: cytoplasm; Cul3-RING ubiquitin ligase complex. NCBI's taxonomy places the organism in Eukaryota, Metazoa, Chordata, Aves, Pelecaniformes, Pelecanidae.
AAGAAAAUGUCAGUCAGCAUGCAUGAAAAUCGCAAAUCUAGGGCCAGUACUGGCUCCAUAAACAUAUACUUGUUCCACAAGUCAUCCUAUGCUGAUAGUGUCCUUACUCACCUGAACCUUCUGCGUCAACAGCGUCUCUUUACAGAUGUACUUCUCCAUGCUGGGAACAGGUCAUUCCCCUGCCACAGAGCUGUUCUAGCUGCUUGUAGCCGCUAUUUCGAAGCCAUGUUCAGUGGAGGACUGAAGGAGAGCCAGGACAGUGAAGUCAACUUUCAUAAUUCGAUUCAUCCGGAAGUCUUGGAGCUUCUUCUGGACUAUGCGUAUUCUUCCAGGGUUAUCAUCAAUGAGGAGAACGCAGAGUCACUGCUGGAGGCUGGUGACAUGCUGGAGUUUCAGGACAUUCGUGAUGCUUGUGCAGAAUUUCUGGAGAAAAACCUUCAUCCCACUAACUGUCUCGGCAUGCUGCUGCUGUCGGAUGCUCACCAGUGCACCAAGCUGUAUGAACUCUCUUGGAGGAUGUGCCUGAGCAACUUCCAGAGUAUCAGUAAAAGCGAAGACUUCCUCCAGCUGCCAAAAGACAUGGUAGUGCAGCUGCUUUCCAGUGAAGAAUUAGAAACUGAAGAUGAAAGGCUGGUGUAUGAAUCGGCUAUCAGCUGGGUCAACUAUGACCUGAGUAAGCGUCACUGUUACCUUCCCGAGCUAUUGCAGACGGUGAGACUGGCCCUCUUGCCAGCCAUAUACCUUAUGGAGAAUGUGGCCAUGGAAGAACUUAUCACCAAGCAAAGGAAAAGCAAAGAGAUUGUAGAAGAAUCCAUAAGAUGCAAGUUAAAGAUCUUACAGAAUGAUGGAGUAGUCACUAGUUUGUGUGCCAGACCCCGUAAAACUGGCCAUUCACUUUUUCUUUUGGGUGGCCAAACCUUUAUGUGUGACAAGCUGUAUCUGGUGGACCAAAAGGCAAAGGAGAUCAUUCCAAAGGCCGACAUACCAAGUCCACGGAAAGAAUUCAGCGCUUGUGCCAUAGGCUGCAAAGUGUAUAUCACCGGGGGACGAGGGUCAGAAAACGGAGUUUCCAAAGACGUAUGGGUGUAUGACACCCUUCACGAGGAGUGGUCGAAGGCUGCUCCGAUGCUGGUAGCUAGGUUUGGGCAUGGCUCUGCUGAACUUAAGCACUGUUUGUAUGUCGUGGGAGGACACACUGCAGCAACUGGUUGCCUUCCAGCUUCCCCUUCAGUGUCCCUAAAGCAAGUAGAACAAUAUGACCCUGUGACCAACAAAUGGACCAUGGUUGCCCCACUGCGAGAGGGAGUAAGCAAUGCAGCUGUAGUCAGCGCAAAGCUUAAGCUGUUUGCUUUUGGAGGUACCAGCGUUAGCCAUGACAAGCUGCCCAAAGUUCAGUGCUACGAUCAGUGUGAAAACAGAUGGACAGUACCCGCCACCUGCCCCCAGCCCUGGCGCUACACAGCUGCAGCUGUUCUGGGUAACCAGAUUUUUAUUAUGGGUGGAGAUACCGAAUUCUCUGCAUGCUCUGCUUAUAAAUUCAACAGUGAGACAUACCAGUGGACUAAGGUGGGAGAUGUGACAGCUAAGCGAAUGAGCUGCCAUGCAGUGGCAUCUGGAAAUAAAUUGUACGUGGUUGGAGGUUACUUUGGCAUUCAGAGGUGCAAAACGUUGGACUGCUACGAUCCCACGUUAGAUGUAUGGAACAGCAUAACAACUGUGCCCUAUUCAUUAAUUCCCACGGCAUUUGUCAGCACAUGGAAGCACCUCCCCUCAUAAUUGUGUGUAUGUUGCAAUUAAAAAUUAUCAGUUUACUCCUUUAUUUGGAGAAGAGAAUUGGAACCUCAGAUCUGGAGAAACGGUUUUAAUGAAGAAAAAUUGUUCAGCAUCUCUUGCAUUUGAAGAAAAUCAUCUGCACCUUGUAAAUUAUCGAACCUAGACAUGAAGGAAUGGGAGGGGAAAAAAAUGUCUUCAGUGCUUCAGCACGUGGUUUAAAGAUGAAUGGAUGAACCUAUGAUCUAGUCCUUGUGCUAGUAAUUGUGGAUUAAUGCCAAUAUUAAUCAGUCCUUCAGA